Mugil cephalus (flathead mullet) is the source of this 1213-nucleotide messenger RNA. RefSeq names its product prostate stem cell antigen-like. The transcript is spliced from 3 exons. The record is from RefSeq and is a predicted model, not a curated record. The coding region runs from base 224 to 607 and encodes 127 amino acids. NCBI's taxonomy places the organism in Eukaryota, Metazoa, Chordata, Actinopteri, Mugiliformes, Mugilidae.
UGAUCAUAUAAAUCACACUGAAGGAGACACCUUUUAUCAGAUCAAUGGAAAUACAGAGAGAGGUCAGCAAGAGACAAAGAGACAUUUAAUUUGGUAAUGAGUUGUGGGACGCUCCAGAUUAAGCAGUUAGAAGAACCCGGGAAGGGAUUUCUUUAGUACGACCCAGCUUGAAAAGUUGCUCGACGGACUUUUGAGGACUUUCAAGGACUUUCAAGGAAGCGCUAUGUCUCGUCCUCAGAUUUUAGUUCUACUCCUGUGUUGUCUCCCUUUGGCAGCCCCUUUGUGCUGUUACACCUGUUUUUUUCCGGCCAUCUCUCCUAUGGAUUGCAUCAAGUAUCGUCAGGAGUGUCCAGCUGGCCAGCAGUGUCUCUCAAGUGUGGCGACAGGAAGACGAGGUGCUCUACAAAUAACGAUAUACGAGAAGAGCUGCGCCAUCAACUCCCAGUGUGGUCUGAGCGGACAGAAGUACACAACGGGCAUCUACUUCAACUACACUAACACCUGCUGCAAUACGGACCUGUGCAAUGGGGCCGUGACGGUUGCUGCACUCAGCUGGAGAGGAGUGGCGCUCUGCCUCCUGCCUGCAAUCACCCUCCUGCUGGGCUGAGCAGCAGAGGCCAAAUCAAGAGAGACUGGAAAAAAAACAAGGGUUGUAACACAAGAUUUAGAGAAUUUCUGUUUUUGUGGAGAAUUAACCAGGAACAUGCCCCAAGAGGCCACUCAGCACAUAACUCUGCUUUAUGCUUUAAUGAAGAUAAUUAAUUUUUCAGCUUGAUUUGUCACAUUUUUGUCUUCCACAAUAAUCCUUAUAGAUGGAAAACUGCAAUAUACAAGUAAAAUAAUGUCAGAAGAAAUAAUUACGGGUUGGGGGAAAAAAAAAAGAAAAGAAAUGCAAUUUUUUUAUUUUUUAACAGUGGCCGUACUAAUAGACCCCUUCAUGGCCUACGUCACUGUGACGUCAUGAUGUUAACUGGAGGCAAAACAGAGGGAAACUUGAGGCAAAUACUGUCAAGUUCAACCAUGAAAAUGUCAUCUUGCUGUAUUUUUGGUACUAAAAUCAAAACACUAACUGCCACUCGAAGACAACUUUGAUUUGGCGAUUAAAAGAAAGGAUUGGAGUGAGACAAUCAACAGAUUAAUGCAUCAGUUUUAGCCUGGAAAACGUUAAAGGUUAGAAUAAAUCGUGACUGAAAUGACAUUACGUUAAUCCUUA